Notothenia coriiceps (black rockcod) is the source of this 3234-nucleotide messenger RNA. RefSeq names its product intracisternal A particle-promoted polypeptide (gene klhl27). NCBI's taxonomy places the organism in Eukaryota, Metazoa, Chordata, Actinopteri, Perciformes, Nototheniidae. Gene Ontology annotation, molecular function: actin binding. Bases 155 to 1948 code for a protein of 597 amino acids. The transcript has 10 exons. The record is from RefSeq and is a predicted model, not a curated record.
CGAUCGUGGAGGAUGUGUUGACAAUCUGCAGGGCGACGGAAGUUGCCUGCAUCCUCAUCAGUAAACUUAUGGGUGUGUUUCAUGCUGACACCCAUUAGAGAGGAGGGUUUGGGAAUACUGGCCUCCAUGUUAGCACAGACCUGCCCCAGCUGCUAUGUCCUCCACCUCCAUGUCAGCAUUCACUUGUUGUGGUGGUGCUGUCAUGGCAAACCAGGCGUCGGAACAGGCUCUGCUGGCCUCAGAUCGCUACGCCAGACUCAUCCUGGCCCAGAUGAACAAGAUGCGGCUCCGCACAGAUUUCUGUGAUGUGGGUCUGAAGGUGGGCAGCCGGGUCUUCAUGGUCCACCGCCUGGUGCUCGCCGCUAGCAGCCCUUACUUCUCCGCUCUGUUCUCCGGGGGGAUGAGGGAGGCGGAUAAAGAGGAGGUGCAGAUCCUCGGAGUGGAGACUCAAGUGUUUGAGAUUCUCCUGGACUUCAUAUACACAGGCGUGAUCAGUGUGACGGUGGAGAACGUCCAGGAGCUGAUGGUGGCGGCUGACAUGCUGCAGCUGAAUGAGGUGGUGUCCAUCUGCGGAGGGUUCCUCAAGGGCCACAUGGACCCGUCCAACUGUGUGGGCAUCUUUCAGUUCCUGGAGCAGAUCGCCUGCAUGGAGAUGCUGGAAUUCACAGAGAACUAUAUUCAGGUUCACUUUCUGGAGGUGUGUGUGACCGAUGAGUUCAGGGGCCUGUCGAAGGAUCAGCUGGUGAGGCUCCUAAAAAGUGAAGAGCUGAGGAUCGAGGAUGAGUACCAGGUGUUCACGGCAGCCAUGGACUGGGUCCUCCAAGACAUGGCAAAGAGGAAAAAACACGUAGUGGAGGUGUUGGAGCCGGUGCGCUUCCCUCUGCUGUCCCCACAGAGACUGUUCAAGUACAUCGAGGGUAUUACCGACUUCAGCCUGCGGGUGGCACUGCAGACUCUUCUUAAGGAAUACACUGAAGUCACAAAGUCUCCCAAAGAGAAUAAGAUGUACAGCCAGCUCCAACCAGCCAAGAUGAGACCCAGAAGAAAAGCCAGAAAAUACCUCUAUGCUAUAGGGGGCUACACUCGGCUGCAGGGCGGCCGCUGGAGUGACAGCCGCGCGUUGAGUUGUGUGGAGCGCUUCGACACCUUCAACCAGUACUGGACGACGGUGUCGUCCCUGCACCAGGCCCGCAGCGGGCUGGGGGUUGCCGUGUUGGAGGGCAUGAUCUACGUGGUGGGAGGGGAGAAAGACUCGAUGAUCUUCGACUGCACUGAGAGGUACGACCCGGUGACCAAGCAGUGGGCCGCCGUGGCGUCUUUGAACUUCCCGCGCUGUGGGGUUGGCGUCUGCCCCUGCCACGGAGCUCUGUAUGCACUUGGUGGUUGGAUUGGCUCGGAGAUCGGGAAGACGAUGGAGCGAUACGACCCAGAGGAGAACCGGUGGGAGGUGAUCGGAAGCAUGGCCGUCCCACGGUACUACUUCGGCUGCUGUGAGCUACAAGGCUUUAUUUACGUGAUUGGAGGCAUCAGUGACGAGGGAAUGGAGCUGCGUUCGGCCGAGGUGUAUGAUCCCAUCUCUCGCCGAUGGAGUGCUCUCCCCGUAAUGGUCACGCGUCGGGCCUACGUGGGCGUCGCCUGCCUCAAUAACUGCAUUUACGCCGUGGGUGGCUGGAAUGAGGCGCUGGGGGCACUGGACACGGUGGAGAAGUACUGUCCAGAAGAGGAGAAAUGGAUGGAGGUGGCGUCAAUGUCCACUGCUCGUGCCGGCGUUUCAGUGUCGGCGGUCAACGGGAUGCUGUACGCCGUCGGGGGCAGGGCGGCCAGCAGAGACUUCUCCGCCCCGGUGACGGUGGACUCGGUGGAAAUCUACGACCCUCAUCUGGAUACCUGGACGGAAGUGGGCAACAUGAUCACCAGCCGCUGUGACGGAGGGCUGGCUGUGCUUUGAGAAGCUAAAAAUGUUCACACUGUGAACAGCCAUGUCUCCUACAAACAGCAUAAACUGAAGAAAAGUGGCACCUUAAGGAACACAAAAGUGUGUUUUUGCCUCGAAUACUUUACGUUACACGUUACAACGUCCUAAAACGUUUCCAUUGGGAGAAACGUGCUGUAGUUUCAAAAACAGUGCAAAUAAAACACAAAUGUGCCAAAACACAUGCAAAUCAAAAAAACAUCUUCACCAACUUGACAUGCCCAGCGUUUACUAAAAGCGCUGCGUAAACAGAUCGCUGCAAAUACAAAGUACUGAACAUAAAAGAUCGCUGCAAGAAUCUCAAAUGGUGACAGGUUGCACAUGAAACGGACUAUCUCUGCAAGAGUUAAAGUUGGCCAACUUCAUAUUCCUUUUCCGUUGUGUUUGGAGCUUCUUGCAGCGUUUCGUCUACAUAGCGCUUUUAGUAAAUGCUGCGCAUGUGUUGUCAAGUUGGUGGAGAUGUUUCUUAACUUGCAUUUGUUUUGGCCGUUGUAGCGUGUUUGCACCUAUGAGCCACCGUAGGUCACACGUUUCUUUUCACAUUCAUCAGGCAUGACAGCGGAUUUCAAACUCGAAAAACGGCCAAAACGGCUACUUGCCUUUGUCACAAUUUUUAUAGUGACAAUUUUAUCCACUUGACACUUUUUCAAGAAAAUCAGUUUCCCAUGUUGUGUAUGUAAAGAAAAAGCGAUCCCUGUGAUAAGGACCUUUUUUCACAGCAAUGGAGUCCUAUUUUGGAUGGACGGACCUGAGUUUUUUCUUUCUACGUGGAACAUUCCUUAGACAAUAUGUGAAAGCCCUGUUUUUAUGUUUGUGUUUUCUCCUUUUUUCUUAAAGAAAUGUUUAAGUGAAUUGCUACUCGGAAGACUGAUCAAACCACUUGAGCCUAUUGUAUUAAUGGAACCGAAGUUCCAUGGUAAGUGAUUCCUGAACAGCACACCACCGUUAAUAUUCACUGGAUUAUUUUUGUCAUUUGAUUCUGUUAAUAAUAGUGCCUCUUAGUCACUAUGUACACUCGAAAAGAGUGUUAGAUCAUUUCACUCAUCAGUGGCAUCUGACAUUACUACGAUAUUGCAAUAUAAUUAUUAGACGUAGAAAUGUUUUUACCUUUUCAUGGUAAUUGACGCCAUCAUUUGCAAGCUGACUGCACAUUAACAUUUCCUUUCAUGUACGGUUCUCCCUUUGCAAACAGCACAAUAACAAUGUUACAUAACAUCUUUUAGUGGUUGCUUUUCAGGCUGAAUAAACUUCACAAAGAGUUA